AUCGUAGACAAACUAGACCAUAGUUCAGACUUCAGUCUUUAGUAUUCGUUAGUCGUUACUUGGUUGUUGUAAGUUACAACUUUUUGAAUAAGAAUACAAUUAUUAUUUAUUUUUAAUUUAUAACCGAUUCAGUGUUGCCGUCGCAUACUGUGUUUGUAGUUUGAUCGAUUUACUUUCGUGCUUACGUAAUUGUCGUGGUGCUGUACUCCCAUUGCAUAAUAAUGAUUUGGUAAGUUGAUUGUGAGUCAAGAAAAAAAAAACAGAAAACAUCCAAUGACUUCUGAAACUCCUCCAUCGAUCAGUGUGUCGUUUGCUUGUAGCAGUGGUGAGAAAAUACCAUUAAUGAAUCGUCGCUAUCAAGUGUUUGACUAUUUUACACGUUUAUUUGGAAACUCGAGUUCUAAUUCGGAGGAAGCACCCAAGGAUGGAUAUGUCGAGUUUGGUAAUAUUGGGGAGGCGACUAGUGGCCGUACACUGGGACCAUUUGCUGGUGUAUUUGCACCCGUCUGUUUGUCCAUGUUCAGUGCUAUGUUAUUUUUGAGAGUGGGAUUUGUUGUUGGAAAUGCUGGCCUCAUUGAAACAUUAUUUCAAUUUGCUAUUGCUUAUACAAUUAUUGUUUUCACUGUUAUGUCUGUCUGUGCUAUAUCAACCAAUGGUGCUGUUGAAGGAGGUGGUGCUUAUUUUAUGAUUAGUAGAACAUUAGGACCAGAACUUGGAGGAUCAAUUGGAACAUUGUUCUUUUUGGCUAAUAUUGUAAGCAGUGCUCUCUGUCUUACAGGAUGUGUAGAAGGACUAAUUGAUAAUUUUGGAGAAUUUGGUUAUUUAAUGCCAAAAGAUAGUUAUAUAUUAAAUGAUGGUCAUUGGUGGAGGUUUACUUAUACAUCAUCAUUAAAUUUCCUAAAUUUAAUGAUUUGUUUAAUUGGUGCAACAUUAUUUGCCAAAACUACUGUCAUCAUAUUUGCAAUAGUUGUUAUAUGCUUACUGUCAUCAGUCAUAAGUUUUUUUUUGAAAUCUCCAUUUCAAGUUGAGGUGCCUGCCGCAAAUACCUUUGUUAAUCAAACAAAUACCACUGUUUUAUUAAACUAUACAGGUUUUAGUUUAACUACUUUUACUGAAAACUUAGGCCCUAGUUUUGGUUAUGAUUACACAUCAAACAAUAUUGCUGUAUCUUUUUCAUCAGUGUUUGGCGUACUUUUCUGCGGUGUGACUGGAAUUUUAGCAGGAGCCAAUAUGUCUGGCAAUUUGAAAAACCCAUCUUAUAGCAUACCUCGAGGAACAUUAGGUGGUGUACUGUUUACGUUCAUAUCUUACAUUAGUUUGUCUAUUUUUACUGCUGCUACAUGUUCACGAGAUUUACUUCAAGAAAACUACGUAUUCCUAAUGCCCAUUAACAUUUGGCCUCCAUUUACUACUAUUGGUAUAUUUACUGCCACAUUUUCAGCUAGUCUUAGUUGUUUGAUUGGUUCUAGCAGAAUUCUUGAAGCAUUAGCAAAAGAUUGCAUUUAUGGUCGAUUAUUGAAAUUUGUUAAUUAUGGAGUUUGGCGUUCAAAUCCUAUAGCUGCAGUUUUAUUUUCAUGGGCAUUAGUACAAAUAAUUUUGUUUAUUGGAUCACUUAAUACAAUUGCUCAGCUGAAUUCUAUUCUAUUUUUAUUGGCUUAUGUAGCACUAAAUUUGACUUGCCUCGGAUUAGAUCUCACAUCAGCUCCUAAUUUUAGGCCAUCUUUUAAGUAUUUUUCUGCAUGGACAUGUUCCUUAGGACUAAUGGGUAGUGUUGUUAUGAUGUUUGUAAUAAAUCCAUUUUAUGCCUCCACGAGUUUUGGAUUGUGUUUGUUACUUAUACUGCUAUUGCAUUUCUUCUCUCCAUGUGAAGCUACUGAAUGGGGAUCAAUAUCUCAAGCUUUAAUAUUCCACCAGGUCCGCAAGUAUUUGCUUUUGUUAGAUCCGAGAAAGGAUCAUAUCAAAUUCUGGAGACCUCAAAUGCUGCUGAUGGUUGCUAAUCCUCGAUCAUCUUGUUCAACUAUAACAUUUGUUAAUGAUCUGAAAAAAAGUGGUUUAUUUGUAUUGGGACAUGUAAAAGUUGACAAGGCAGAAACAAAUUUAGAUUAUACAGACAAGACAAUCUCAUCCUGGUUGACUCUUGUUGAUCACGUGAAAGUAAAAGCGUUUGUUGAACUCACUGUGGCUAAUAGUGUACGAGAUGGUCUACAUCAUCUUGUAAGGUUAUCCGGUAUUGGAGCAAUGAAGCCAAAUACCGUUGUGUUGGGAUUCUAUGACAAUAAAGUACCACUUGACUAUUUUACAAGGUUAGAUUCAGUUUAUAAAACUUCGGUAUUCCAAGGGAUAACAACUAAUGAAGAAAAAUUCCCUUUGAGAUUACCUAACGAAGAAAAAAAAUUAUCUGCAUCAGAAUUUGUAUCAAUGAUCUGUGAUAUAUUUCAAAUGCAUAAAAACAUAUGUAUUUGUCGACAUUUUGAUUUAUAUAAUAAGACUGAUAUUGUCAAAAACAUUAGGUUCAAGUAUAUUGAUGUUUGGCCUGUUAACUUUUUUGGUCCAUCAAUGAAUGACGCAUAUGACACAAGCAGUUUGUUUAUGCUACAGUUAUCAUGUAUUAUUAAAAUGAUAGCUGUGUAUAAAAAACACACAUUGAGAGUACACCUGCUCAACACUAUUGAUAUUCAAAGUCAAAGAAUGCAGUUAAAACAGCUGUUGUCUACACUUCGCAUUAAAGCUAUGAUUAAUGAAGUUACAGAAUGGUCCCAAAUUGAUCUGAGCACUUUAGACAGUGAUAAAAAUGCAUACAUUUCCAGGGUGAAUAAAUUAAUUAAAAACCAGUGUGCUGAAACUGCUAUUUGUUUUGUUUAUUUGCCAAUGCCCAAAGAAAUACGGGGGUCAGAUUUACAAAAUGUAAAUUAUCUUAAUUCACUUACUGAUUUAACCAAUAACCUACCACCUACAGUUCUUGUACAUGGAGUGAGUGCUGUUACAUCUACAACUUUAUAAUACAUAUAUUAUUAUUUAGUGAUUAUUUCAUUAAAAUAUAAUUUUAUUUAUAUAAACAUUACAUA
This is a messenger RNA of Melanaphis sacchari, 3065 nucleotides long. Its product is annotated as solute carrier family 12 member 9. The transcript has 15 exons. Gene Ontology annotation, cellular component: membrane. Gene Ontology annotation, biological process: potassium ion import across plasma membrane; chloride transmembrane transport; chloride ion homeostasis. Gene Ontology annotation, molecular function: potassium:chloride symporter activity. The record is from RefSeq and is a predicted model, not a curated record. The coding region runs from base 274 to 3000 and encodes 908 amino acids. NCBI's taxonomy places the organism in Eukaryota, Metazoa, Arthropoda, Insecta, Hemiptera, Aphididae.